This is a messenger RNA of Sipha flava (yellow sugarcane aphid), 357 nucleotides long. RefSeq lists its product as uncharacterized. The record is from RefSeq and is a predicted model, not a curated record. Lineage: Eukaryota; Metazoa; Arthropoda; Insecta; Hemiptera; Aphididae. The transcript has a single exon. Bases 1 to 357 code for a protein of 118 amino acids.
AUGGAAUGGUCAAAUGAUCUUGUUAUCGAGUUUUUGGAGUUGUACGAGAAGGAACCUGCAAUAUGGAAUCCAAGAGAUCCAAAUCAUAAACAUAAAAACUAUGUAAAUGACUCAUGGAAAAGAAUUGCUGAUAAUAUAAGCGUACCUUGUUCAACAAACGAAUUAAAAAAAAAAAAAGACUCGCUAAUGUCCACUUUUCGAAAACUAGCUUCAAAAGUAAGAGCAAGUAAGAAGACUGGUUCAGGGACAGCAGACAUAUACAAACCCAACUGGUUUGCUUACGAAAUAAUGACGAAGUUUUUGCAUGGAGUUUUUCAACCUCGCGUCACUCAAAAUACAGAUGUUAGUUCUAACUAA